AUGGGCCCCGGAGACUUCCGCCGCUUCAGAGAGAGUGUUUCCCAGGGUCUCCAAGGACUCCCAGGUAGAGCGGAGCUUUGGUUCCCACCUCGUCCCGCGUGCGGCUUCCCCGGGGACGGCAGAAGCACGGACGUCCAGGACGAGGCCCUGGCCGCCAGCCCGCUGCUGGAGGACCUCAGACGACGGCUGACUCGCGCCUUCCAGUGGGCGGUGCAGCGCGGGACCUCGAGGCGCCAGCGGGAGGCGGCGGCAGCGGCGGCGGCGCGGGAGGAGCAGAGCUGGGCGCGCGUCGAGGCCACCCUGGCCGGGCUGCGGGCGGAGCUGGUGGAAAUGCAUUUCCAAAACCACCAGCUGGCUAGAACUUUACUGGACCUAAACAUGAAAGUGCAGCAAUUGAAAAAGGAGUAUGAACUGGAAAUUACAUCAGACUCUCAAAGCCCAAAGGAUGCUGCUGCGAAUCUGGAAUAAAGAAAUGCACACAAGAAGCUCUUGAUCCUAAAACUAACACAACCCUGAAACAAUUCUGAUGAACACAUUAUGCUUUGCAUAAGUUUUGAGGGGCAAUUUAUAGACCCAAAACUUAGGUGACAGGGGAAGGUGACAGAAAAACAUCCAAGAAAGGGGAGAGAAAAAUGAUGUAUUACCAAGUUUUAAAGUUAUUUGUUUUGACUGGGACAUAGAAGUAAAAUAUAACUCUCUCUCUCUCUCUCUCAAGGAAUGCUUUAAUGCCAACUUUUGGUAUUCCACCUUGUGUCACCUGACCUUUCUGGCAUUGCCUGAGCUUUCAGUUUGUGCUUGUUUUGCUUUACUUGAUUAUUCUCGGUUUGUCUGUCCAGCGGCCUGCCCUGCUUUUUGUGGAUAAUUAUUUCUACUUGGAUUCUAAUCAUGCCGUUUAGGUGGUCUGUGACUAAGGGUACUCCACCUUCCUGGAUGUAGUCAUGCAGCUCAGGGCAGGCCGAAGAGUUUGUCCUUAGGAUUUUUUGAAUGGGCACUAAAAGAGUAGAUGAAUAUUUCUGCCAGUAGACGCCGUGGAUCAGGGGCUUGGAAGCUGCUGGUGGUCACCAUGUGAGAAAGUUCACACACCCUAAUGGAGGUGACUGAAAUGGAACCACUAAAAGCACAAAAGGGGAGGGAGGGAGGGAGAGUGCUUCGCUUCCUUGUUCCUGGGGUCAAGUUGUGUAAGACUCCAGGCCUUGCUCGUUUAUAUACAUGAAACAUUCUGAUAUCCUUUUCAUAAAAUCUCUUUUUGCCUAAGUAAAUUCAAGCUGGAGUUUCAUGACUUGUAUCUAGUGUUCACAAUUAACACAGUUGUUCAGUUUUAGGAGUUAAAAUGGUUCUUACUAUUGAGUUGGACUAUCUAACUGUACCCGAAAAGUGCUGUCUUUUUAAUGCAAACAAUAAAGUUAAUAAAAAAUAGUUGCAGA
Chlorocebus sabaeus (green monkey) is the source of this 1424-nucleotide messenger RNA. RefSeq names its product alanine and arginine rich domain containing protein (gene AARD). The record is from RefSeq and is a predicted model, not a curated record. Lineage: Eukaryota; Metazoa; Chordata; Mammalia; Primates; Cercopithecidae.